This is a messenger RNA of Desarmillaria tabescens, 1803 nucleotides long. Its product is annotated as FAD dependent oxidoreductase. The record is from RefSeq and is a predicted model, not a curated record. Gene Ontology annotation, cellular component: cytoplasm. Gene Ontology annotation, molecular function: oxidoreductase activity. Lineage: Eukaryota; Fungi; Basidiomycota; Agaricomycetes; Agaricales; Physalacriaceae. The transcript is spliced from 7 exons. Bases 231 to 1652 code for a protein of 473 amino acids.
GGUUGUCACAUGAUGGAUCCGUGGUAUUCUGCGUGGCACCUAUAUUUCCUCUAGCUUUGAUUGGGCCUAACACUAUUUUGUUAUCUUCUGAGAUGUUUUGAAAUUGUUUUCUGCCACAAGAACUUUUUCCCGCCGGCCUGGAGAUAAACUUCUUCUGAUAGACUCUCAAUCGCGGCUGCUGAUCCGGUUCUCUAUAAGAGCUUGACAGAUAUGCUGGCACUGUGUUGGUGAUGUUUUCUCGCAAUCUUGUCCUUCAGAUCGCCUUUACGUUCUCUACCAUUCUUUAUGCUUUGGCCGAUGAUCCUCCGGCUGGGAUCCACGCACUUCCUGCGCCAAACAUGACUUCCUCGUUCUGGCUCAACAGUCCUGCUAAUCCCAAUCCUCUCCGUAACGCGGGUAGCGACGGUCCACUUGCCUCCGGCGCUGACGUCUGUAUCAUUGGCUCUGGUUUGACCGGUAUCAGCGCGGCGUAUCAUUUAUCUCAGUCAGAUAUCGCUUCCCAUCUCAAGGUCAUCGUGUUAGAAGCCAGAGAGUUUUGCUCAGGCGCUACUGGACGUAAUGGUGGCUUUCUCUCUGCAGCCUCGUGCACGUCUUAUGUCGAGCUGCAAGAGGAGUAUGGCACGGACGAGGCGCUGCGUGGAUUGUUGUUGGAACACCACAGCUACAAUUUCACCAUCGGCAUGCUAGAAAAGCACAACCUUCUCAAAGAGGCCAGCAUUUUGUUUGGCGACAGUAUUCAUUUAUUCCAGGCGGAAGACGAAUACAUAUCUAACAAGGCUGACUGCGAUGCUGCUGAGGCUGAGGGAAUAGAUAUGACCGGGAUCAAUUGGUGGACUGCGGACUAUAUAUCGGAGAGGUUCAACACAUCUUCGUAUGGUGCCUAUACCAAUCCAUUUGCGGCUAUAUGGCCUCAGAAGAUUGCGACCCAGAUGUACAUUCUGGCGGAACGAAAUUUUGACCUUUCUCUUCACACUCACACGCCUGUCCUUUCUAUCAACGACACCAGUCGCAACUCCUGGUCACUGAUUACGCCUCGCGGAUCUGUCGAAUGCAAAUAUGUCAUUCAUGCUACCAAUGGAUAUGCGGCCAGCCUCAUUCCGCACAUGUGGGGAUAUGGAGGCAUAAUGCCAGAACGUGGACAGAUGAUCGCUAUUCGUGCAGGUGUAGACCUCAAAGAGCUGAGCACAAAUGGAUGGUCGACUGAUACAGGAUAUUGGAUUUCACAGCUGGACGGCGAAGAGCUUCCUAUCGUACUAUUUGGUGCUGACAGCAGUGCUUUCAAUGACACAGGACACGUCCAUAACUAUACCGAUGAUUCGGCAGUGGUUCAGAGCACCCUUGAACUGGAGGUCGCUUAUCUUCCACAACUUCAACCUAAACUGUACAUUAAGAGAACCCCAGCCGAGUACUCAUGGACAGGUAUCAUGGGCUACACAGCCACUGGUGAUCCCUUCGUCGGGCCUGUCGUUGAAAAAUCUAAUAACGUCAAUUACGACAACCAGUAUAUAUCAGCUGGUUAUAAUGGCUAUGGAAUGCCACGCACUGUCGCAUGUGCUGAAGCUGUUGUUCAAAUGAUCAUAGCGAAUAUUACGGGCACAGAAUGGAUCCAGCCUGACUGGUUUCCGAGCAGGUAUUUGACAUGGAAUAAGUAGACUGCACAAUUCCGUUUUGUGCUACUGAGUCUUCGGCCCGGUUGAUCACAAGUCACUAAUGACGUCUUUGUGCUGCUCACCGACAAUAUACUUACUUAGUACUCAUACACUUGAGCUUUUCCACUCGUUGCAGUCAUGCCCUCACGUUAUA